CCGCAAGGUCAGUGAUACAUAUAAAACGAAUUGGCUAAUUUCGGAGGCUAUCAGUUAGUUGAUCCAGGUACAUACAUACUAUACAAGGCAACAUGCAAUCCUACGCAGCUGUAGCUCUCUUCACCAUCUUGGCCGUUGCUAACGCCAGUGUCCUGCCUUCAGCCAAAAUCUUGCAAGGACCCAGCAGCAGAACGACCCUAGUUGGACCUGAAGGAAGCGUAAUCUCCUCCGUAUCUCCAGGAGGCAGCAUCGUCACCGACGAACAUUCCGGUGUUGUCGCCUAUGCUGCCCCAGCUGUCGUAGCUCACGCUGCCCCUGCUGUAGUCGCCCAUGCCGCCCCUACCGUAGUAGCUCACGCCGCCCCUGCUGUAGUAGCCCACUCUGCUCCCGUGGUCGCCCAUGCCGCCCCAGUUGUUGUAGCCCACUCUGCUCCAGCUGUAGUAUCUCACUCUUCCACCGUAGUUGCUCACUCUGCUUAUGCAGCCCCAGCUGUAGUUGCCCAUGCCGCCCCUGUUGUUGCACAUGCCGCCCCUGUUGUUGCACAUGCCGCCCCUGUUGCAUAUGCUGCCCCAAUUGCCCACGCUGCCCCAGUUGCAGUUGCCCAUGCUGCUCCAGUUGUAGCUGCACACGGAUCUGUUGAUACAGUAGUAGCUGGACCUUCUGGUACUAUAGCCGCUAGCAGGGCUGCCACAAUAUCUGAUGUUGUUGGACCUCAUCAUGGUGUCCAUGCCGCCCAUGUUUGGGUAGCUUUCACUUUCUUCGCUCUAUUGGCCGUGGCCAAUGCUGGAAUAAUCCCUGGUGCAUCAUCUUUUGUUGCUCCUUCCGCCUAUGCUGCUCCAGGAGUAGUCGCUCAUGGUGCUUCAUUUAUUCCUAAUGCAUCACCAUUUGUGGCCCACGGCGCCCCAAUUGCAUAUGGCGCCCACCCAUAUGCACAUGCUGGUCCACUGGCUUAUGCUGGAGCAGCCAUCGCAUUCUUCGUCUUAUUGGCCGCAGCCAGCGCCGGCAUAAUUCCUAGCGCAGCCGUCGUAGCCCGUAGCGCCGUAGUCGCCCCAGUAGUUCCCGUAGUUACCCUCGCUGCCCCUGUAGUCGCUCCUUCCGCCUACGCCGCCCCUGUGGCAUAUGCCGCCCAUCCAGUUGCACACGCCGCCCCUCAAAAACCAAAUACUACUAUAUUAAUUAAUAUGAACUCCCUGGUGCUCAUUGCAGUUCUGUCUACUCUGACUGUUGCUAACGCUUCAGUCGUUGCUCCUGCACCAACAGUUCUGCAAGGACUAAGCACCAGGUCAACCCUUGUAGGCUCGGUAGUUCCAGGAGGACAAAUCAUCACUAAUGGACAUCUUGGUGCAGUUUCCUACGCUGCCCCUGUGGUUUCCCACACAUCAGCUGUCGUUGCUCAUUCCGUACCUGCGAUAACUACUUAUUCUGCACCAGCUGUCGUUGCCCAUUCCGCUCCCUCUGUAGUAUCCCACUCUGCAAACACCGUUGUACACUCAGCUCCAACUGUUGUCGCCCAUUCCGCUCCAGCUGUAGCGGCUCCUGCUGUCGUAGCACACGCAGCUCCUGCUAUUUCGGUAGUUCGUUCUGCUCCAGUAACAGUGUCACAUUCUGGUCAAAGCGUAGUGCACCGUGCUGCUUCUGUAGUAGCCCAUUCUGCUCCUGCUGUAGUAACCCAUUCUGCCCCUGCUGUAGUAGCUCAUUCUGCUCCAGCAGUAGUAGCUCACUCCGCCCCCGCUGUUGCCGUUGCCCAUUCCGCACCCAUAACAGUAUCUCACAAUGCCCAGAGUGUAGUGCACCGUGCUCCAGCUGUAGUUGCUCACUCUGCUCCUGCUGUAGUGGCUCACUCUGCUCCUGCUGUGGUAGCUCAUUCCGCUCCUGCUGUUACCAUUACCCGUUCCGCUCCGUUAACUGUAUCCCACAGUGCCCAGAGUGUCGUCCACCCUGCUCCUGCUGUAGUAGCCCAUUCGGUUCCUGCAGUGGUAGCUCAUUCCGUUCCUGCUGCCGUCGCCUACUCGGCCCCGGCUGUUGUAGCUCACUCUGCUCCUGUGGCAGUGUCACAUUCUGCUCAUAGCGUUGUACAUUCAGCUCCUGCUGUUGCAACUUAUUCUGCUCCUGCUGUAGAAGCGCAUUCUGCUUGGUCUGCAUGGGCUGACGAUAAAUAAAUUUGUAAACGUCUUGUAAAUAUGUUCAUUUAUAAAAUGUUAAGUAUAUAUGUAAAUAAAGGAAAAAUGCGUUUAGAACGAUAUAUACAUUCAUUUGAUACCUCUGUUAGAAAUUUACACCUAAAAGUAGAGAUACCAUAAUGAAACAUUUUUAUCUAUUUCAAUUAUAUGGUAUAGAAAAGU
Anoplophora glabripennis (Asian longhorned beetle) is the source of this 2342-nucleotide messenger RNA. RefSeq names its product calphotin-like. Bases 93 to 2159 code for a protein of 688 amino acids. The record is from RefSeq and is a predicted model, not a curated record. The transcript has 6 exons. Lineage: Eukaryota; Metazoa; Arthropoda; Insecta; Coleoptera; Cerambycidae.